ACUUGUUUCGGGAAAUACCCUUUAACAAAAUUUGAGUUUUUACAUUAAUAUUGUCUUGGAACAAACUCGUAAUAAAACACCUAUCGUUCAAAUGUCGAACACAAAUGGAGAACAACUUCGAGAAUGUUGUUCCCUUGGUGACGUAACAAAGGUUCAGAUUCUUAUAAAUUCUGGAGUAAAUGUUAAUUCCCAAAACCCUGUGAAUGGAUGGACAGCACUGCAUUGGGCAGCGAAGCGAAACCAUUGUGAUGUCAUAAAGCUAUUAUUAGAAAAUGGGGCAAACAAAGAAAUGUUGAAUAAAGAUGGGAAAUCCCCACGAGAACUUACAACGAACCCAGAUGUUCUGGCAUUGUUGGGUCAUAAUGUGAUAAUAAAAGAAUCAGUUCAACAAGAGAGCAAAACUACUUUUGUUCCAAACUAUUUGGCCAAUCCACCUUUCAUUUAUUCACAACAACAACAUCAACAACCCAACAAACAACAACAUCAACAACCCAACAAACAACAAGAGUUGCCAGAAGCUCCCCCACCACCAGCACAAAGCCACAAAGGUACCGGGUUCUGGUACCAACCAAGGGAGAUGUUCGCCGUGUUGAAAGAUUCGCACAAACCAUGUGGGUUGGUCGUCCACCCUGAGUAUUUAGUGUUAAGAGCCCUGGGUUGGGCAAAUAAUGUUGAACUUCAGUUCAAACGUUGAAACCCACCAAGUCUGGAACAACUUAAGCAAGCUUAUGUUGAAAAAUGUGGGCGGCCCAGUGAUACACGAGUAGGUUCUGUAUUUAAACUGCCAAACAACAUGGAACUAACAUCGGAUUCUGAUGUUCUGCGUUUGACCGAUUACCAAGAAAUUCGUUUCACUGUAAAACCAAGGUAAACGUGGUGUCUGCCACUGUCCAGAGUUCAAAAAGAUUCAGCUUGAGGCCACCUGCACCUCUGCUCACAACAGCAUGGGCAAUGCUUGUAAUUAUCAGUCAUAUUAACAAAAAUUAAAAAGUUCUUUAAAAAAAUAAUUAUGACAUUAUUUGUAAACUGUAGUUAUUUAUAUCCUACAAAUGAUAAUUGUGUGGCAACGUACUGCAAUCAUAUGCUAUGCAAGUCAAUCAAAUUCAUCAAUAAUAAAAAGUUAAUUUGUUUAGCUGCCACGUUUUUUUUAUCUGUUUAUUAAAUAGA
Molecule: messenger RNA, 1167 nt
Organism: Ciona intestinalis (vase tunicate)
Lineage: Eukaryota; Metazoa; Chordata; Ascidiacea; Phlebobranchia; Cionidae
Molecular function (GO): protein binding
Source: RefSeq, a predicted model, not a curated record